AUGGACGACCCCCUCCUGCAGGGUGCGCGGGCCCUUCAGGCGUCGAUUGCGGGCGAGGGACUCCGGCUCCCACCCGUGUCGCGCUCGCUCCAGCAGAUCGAGGACGAGACCCGCGCGCUGGCUUCGGUUGCCGCUCGUGCGCCGGCGGCGACGGCGAUGGCCUACCGCUUCCUCGCACAGCAGGGGAUAGACGCCGAUGGGCUCGACGCCGCGACGCUCGACAUGGCGGUCGACGAGGCCUCGGCCGACCUACCCGCCUUUGGCGGCGGAGCCGACGCCACCGCUGUGGAUGCGCCCGCAUGCGACGUCGACAGCCUGCUCGCGCGUGAGCAGUGCCGUGCACUGGUUGAGUCGGUCCGUCGCGCGGGCGAGCUGGUGACGGCGCGGUACGACGCGGCCUACUGGUCCAGUUUCGAGGAGGCGUGGGGCGGCACGCGCGAGCAGCUGCUGCGCGACGCGUCUGCUCUCGGCGCGCCGCCGCCCGCGGUGCCGCCCACCGUCGCCCAACCGGGGGCGGCGGCGGCAGCCGCCGCGCCCAUGCGCUCCCGCUCCGACACGGCGCGCGAGCUGGCGUACGGCGGGACGGCCCGCCCCCUCCUUCACCCCGGCGGCGGCUCUCGGGCGCUGCCCGCCGACGAGGGCCCCUAUCGCAGCACCGACGCCGCCCUCCGCCUCUCGCUGCUGCGCGGCGCCCUCAGCCACUUUGGAGAGCAAGCGCGCGACGAGCUUCGAGCCCGCGUCGCGGCAUCGGCCGGCGCGGCGCGCCGUGGCGGUGAGCCAGGGAUCGAGUUUGAGGCCGCCGCCGCAUUGCGCCUCGAGCGCGGCCUCGACGCCCCGACGGCGCAGCCACCGCCGCAGCGCGUCACCCUCGCCGGCGGCGACGACGCGCCCUUCUGGCCGCUGCUCUACCUCUGCUUGCGCUGCGCCGAUUACGCCGCUGCGGCGCGCGUGUCCGCCGCGGCGGCGGCCGAGGGCGCCGUUCCGCCGCGGCUCUCUGCGCUGCUCGCCGCGGCCGCGGCGGACGGCUCGGCGACGGCCGGCGCCGGUGUGUCCGGCGGCGGCAUGUCGCGGCUCGUCCUCGCCGCCCAAGAAGAGUACUGGCGCGGCGCGGCGCAGAUGGAGCCGCAUGCGCGGCUCGUCUACGCGUCCGUCGCGGCGCCCGACGCGGCGAUCUCUGCUCGUGAGAUUGCGCCCGAGCGGGAGCGGACGGUCGAGGACUGGCUGUGGCACAAGCUCUCCGCGGCGCACGCCCUCCUCGCUGCCAGCCUGCCGCCUCCCGCGUCCGCGGGCGGCCACCCGCCGGCAGGCGGCUCGCAAGACGCGCUCGGCUCGCUGCAGCGUCUGGUGUACGGAUCGUACGGCGAGACCUACUUCAACGCCGGGGGCGGCUCGCCGCUGCUGUACGCGGGCGUCCUCCUCGCCACGCAGCAGUUCGAGCGGGCGGUGGCGGUGCUCGCCGCCGUGCCGCACUUGCGCCAAGAGGCGGUGCAUUUCGGACUCGCGCUGCAGCACGAGGGGUUGCUCGCGGUGGCGCAGCAGAAGCUCGCCGACAGCUCCCUCCUCGUUGGGACAUCACCCUCGCCCUCCCUCGCCUUGCCGCCCCUCGUCGCACAGCACGUGGGCGAAUGGGCCUCCGAGGGCGUCGACGCUUCGCGCGCUGCUAUUGGGUACCUGUGGCUCCUCCGUGGGCCUGCGGCGCAACGGCAGGAGCUGUGCAUCCAGCUCCUCCUCGGCUGUGGCAAGCCCGAGGCGCUGCUGCCGCGCAGCGGCCUCUCGCACAUCGCAGAGGCCGACUACCGAGAGCUGCUGCGCGCGGCGCGGCUCUGCGCCGACGCUGCCGCCUUUGCCCGGGAGUGGCGCGAAUCGCACCCGCAGGAGGCGUCGGCGCACGGGGCGCCCCUCUUCGCCCUCCUCUCAAUCGCGCAGCUGCUCGAGGGCGCGGAGGCGUGGCGGGCUGCAUCCAAGGGACUACCCGCCGCCGGCCCACGCGGGGCCACCGAUGCGAUCGCGAUGC
Emiliania huxleyi CCMP1516 is the source of this 2014-nucleotide messenger RNA. RefSeq lists its product as hypothetical. The transcript is spliced from 6 exons. The annotation marks the transcript as partial. Gene Ontology annotation, molecular function: structural constituent of nuclear pore. NCBI's taxonomy places the organism in Eukaryota, Haptophyta, Isochrysidales, Noelaerhabdaceae. Gene Ontology annotation, cellular component: nuclear pore. The record is from RefSeq and is a predicted model, not a curated record. Gene Ontology annotation, biological process: protein import into nucleus; poly(A)+ mRNA export from nucleus.